Molecule: messenger RNA, 2421 nt
Organism: Colletotrichum siamense
Lineage: Eukaryota; Fungi; Ascomycota; Sordariomycetes; Glomerellales; Glomerellaceae
Gene: GAOA-0
Product: Galactose oxidase
Exons: 1
Coding region: 1-2421 (806 amino acids)
Molecular function (GO): protein binding
Source: RefSeq, a predicted model, not a curated record
AUGGGCCGAACCACACUCUUUUCUUUCCUUUUCCUGUCUUUAUCACUAAUUCAGACUUCACGAGCCCAACUCUCGAGUUGUCCAUCUGCCGAGGAGAACAUUGUCGCAGCCGACGGCUCUUCCACCUGGGCCGUCUGCCAUCAAACCGACUACCAGGGAACAACAACCAAGUUUGUUGACACUGUCGCCACAUUGUUCGACUGCGCCCAAGCCUGUAGCCAAGAUCCCCAAUGUGACAAGGCAGUCUACGACAAGGCCAACUUCGGCUGCCAUCUCAAGGCCAAGGAUGGUCUCACAUGGGCCACAGACGCUCGCUUCACGACCAUCAGACUCGUCUCCAAGCUGAGCAAUGGCGCACCUAUCCAAUCUUGCCCAACUGGCGCAACGAACGUCACUUCUUCCGGAGCCAUUUUGGCAGCCUGCCCGAACACAGAUUAUCAAGGCACCACGGUUCGGGAUGUUGACGGAGUCACGUCGAUCGAAGCAUGCGCUAUCGAAUGUGGCAACGACUCAUCCUGCUUGAGAGCCGUUUUCCAAAAGUCAAGCUCGAAGUGCUACAUCAAAGCGGAACCGAAAGAACUUCAGUGGGCAUACCAGCCUGGCUUCGACUCGAUAAGCAAAGUCUCUGUCCUCGCAGAUGGUGACGGCAUUACCAGCUGCUCAGGUGGCUACUCCAACAUCACCACCCAGAACGGCGCUAGCUUCGCGACUUGCAAGAACGCAGACUUCACUGUCCCUAGCGUCAACAUUAUUGACGGCUGUGCUUCCGUUCAAGCUUGUGCCGAAAGCUGUACCACGAACCAGGACUGCGUCUAUGCCGUCUACGAUAUGCAGAACAAUGUUUGCCACAUCAAGGGAACUGUGGCCGCCGCGUCAGAUUGGAAGUUCAACCGCCAGUUCACCUCUCUACAGAUGGUCAAGGCUAGCACGUCCAAGGCUACGUCGAAAGUCGGCCGGUGGGCGGAUGUGAUCCAGUUUCCGAUCAUCCCCGUUGCUGCCUACGUCGUGCCGGCUCAACCUUCUUCAUCGAGACUUCUUGUGUUCUCUUCAUGGGGUGACCGCGCGUUUAGCGGACCUACGGGCAUCACGCAGUUCGCAGACUACAACUUCCUCACCGGCGCCGUCUCUCAGCGGACUAUCACAAACACGAAGCACGACAUGUUUUGCCCUGGAAUCAGCUCACUUGCCUCUGGCAAGAUCGUCAUCUCUGGCGGCGAGAAUGCCGAAGCUGUUAGUGUAUACGACCCUGCUACGAGCGAGUUCACUCGCGCAGCCGAUAUGGUCAUCGCCCGUGGAUAUCAGACGUCAGCUACGUUAUCAGAUGGCCGCAUCUUCACCAUCGGAGGAUCAUUCACAGGCCCCAUUGGCGGAAAGACAGGCGAGGCUUAUGAUCCUGUCCAGAACAAGUGGACUCUCCUCCAGGGAACCGACCCUACUCCGCUAUUGACGACUGAUCGCGAGGGGCCGUGGCGUGAAGACAACCACGCGUGGCUUUACGGCUGGCGUAACGGUUCCGUCUUCCAAGCUGGCCCUAGUAAAGCGAUGAACUGGUACAGCACCAACAAUGGCGGCUCUGUUUCUCCAGGAGGCGUCCGCACGAACGUCAUGGACCAGAUGUGCGGCGUCAACGUCAUGUUCGAUGUUGGAAAGAUUCUUACUGCAGGAGGAAGCCAGGAUUAUACCGACAGUGAUGGCACGAAGGCAACCCAUCUUAUCACCAUCACGGAUCCCGGUGUGCCAGCGACUGUGGAGACUCUCCCGGAUAUGAACUUUCCUCGUGGCUUUGCGAACGCCAUCGUGCUUCCAGACGGCAAGGUGAUCGUGACGGGCGGACAGCGCCGGUCGUUGGUCUUUACUGACACAGACUCUGUGCUGGUCCCGGAAAUCUGGGAUCCCAAGACAAGGGGCUGGACUCAGAUGGCUCCUGCUACUGUUCCGCGCAACUAUCACGCCGUCGGCAUUCUUCUACCUGACGCUACGGUCUUCGUGGGCGGCGGGGGUAUGUGCCCUGCUGCCCAGGGCAGCGACCUGUCUUGGUGUGACCGCGCCAAGGAUCACUUUGACGGCGAGAUCUUUUCCCCACCCUACUUGUUCACUGCCGCGGGUGAGUUGGCAAAGCGGCCGGUAAUUUCGAGCAUCUCCUCCACUUCAGUCAAGGUCGGAUCCUCUCUCACGAUCACGCUUGAGGGCGGACUCGAUGGUGCCUCAUUCGCGAUGGUUCGGAUGGGAAGCGCGACACAUAGUGUCAACUCGGAUCAACGCCGUGUGCCUUUGACUGAUAUCACGAAGAACAGUGCGGGCAAGUACACAGUGAGACUUCCAAAUGACUCGGGUGUUCUCAUUCCUGGACCUUGGUAUCUAUUUGCGAUGUCUAAGGAGGGGGUGCCCUGUGUGGCCAGAACGGUUUUUGUACCUGCUUGA